AUGACUGAGGAUCUAGAGAACCUGAAGGACAAGAUGCCCACAGAGAGGAAGUCUGUGUGGAGAUCGGCUGAGGAGAGACGCAUGUCCGAUCUGACACGUGUGCUGGAGUGGAUGGAGCGGAGGCAGGGGAAGAAGAAGCAGGAGCAAGGACAACCUACUCAGAGAAAGGCCUCAGUCAAAGGCACCAAGAAGGAUAUGGAGCCUGCUGCCCAGGCCCAGAAGUCCUAUGUGGACAUGAAGAAGAGACGCAUCAGCUCUAUCGGUGGUAGCAGCAAUGCCAAGGAACCAGCCAGGAAAUCAGAGUUAGACAUCAAGGAUGUCAUUGCCCUUGAGAGCACUCCGCGGCCCUUCCGUCAACAGAGCGUAGUAGAACCUGUGCUUCAAGACAUUUUAUUUUCCCAGCGGAGAUCCACCCUCUUUAAAGACUGGACAGGCAAGACAUCGGAAGCACUGUAUGAGCGCAGACUCAAGAGCAUCAUUGAGAAGGCCCCUGAGGUCAAGUCAGAAGCAGUGAAAAUGCUAAAACCAGAGGAGGUGCUGAGCUGCCGGUAUCUUCGACUGUCCAAGAACAACGUGCGUACCCUGCUCAAGCUCUGCAAGGAUGCGGGCAUGAACGUGGACAUCCACCCGCACAUGGUGGAGGGCGAGAUUGAUGGGCAGAAGGUGUUUGGCCACAAACCCAGCAAUGUGGUCUGA
Suncus etruscus (white-toothed pygmy shrew) is the source of this 696-nucleotide messenger RNA. RefSeq names its product chromosome 14 C16orf78 homolog (gene C14H16orf78). The transcript is spliced from 4 exons. The record is from RefSeq and is a predicted model, not a curated record. The coding region runs from base 1 to 696 and encodes 231 amino acids. NCBI's taxonomy places the organism in Eukaryota, Metazoa, Chordata, Mammalia, Eulipotyphla, Soricidae.